UGAUGGCAGCGCGAGAAAAGAGCGGACGCUGCAAAACUUACGUAAAACGCCACAGCGUGAUUUAAGACGUCGUCUAAACCACCUCGGGUUAUUUUUACCUUUCUUAUCGAGCUUUUUAUAUUGACAAAUAACGUUAAAAACUGUCUAACGUGCCACUUUCUUGAGUUUUAAUUUGUUAGCAAACUGCGCCAUCACCUGGUACGAUUUGUCAAUCACGCCUUCGUCAUCACGACGCGACAAGGAAGUGCUGCUGAGCGCGUCCUUCAAUUCACUGCUGUAGCGCCUGAACAUUACAAAAGUCUUGCGUUUGUCAUCUAAAAACGACAUUACUCUAUAUUUGGGGAUUUAUGGAGUGACAGAAGCAAACAGCAGCGUUGGUCGGAGCAAACAUAUAACAUUUAGGAGGUUUGAGCGUUUCUUUCGGGUGAAGCAGUGAUGACGGCUCCAAACUCAACAGAAAGGAAGGCAUGCUGGGAUGCCAGGGACCUGCUGUGGAAAUGUCUGGAUGAUAAUGAUGACAAAGGGGCUGCCUGCCAAAAGUUUCAGAGCGAGUUUGAGGCAAAGUGCCCCGCUCAGUGGGUGAAAUAUUUCACCAAGAGGAGAGACUACCUGAAAUACAAACAGAGGAUGGAGACAGAAGGCUUCACACCUGCUGAAGGCCCCAAGCAACCCUCCUAACCGCUACACUGCAAACCAUUGAAAUCUGUGGGCUAUCUGACUUUCAGCCUUAUUUGGACCAUGGCCAGAGGUGCAGGACUUUGAGAGGAGCUUCCUGAUUUUAUUGUGGAGCUGAACUUCACCUUUACUGUUAUUUAUAUGUACAGAGAUAAAAGCUGCAUCAAGAAACCAUGCAUAUAAGCAACGACCUGUGUGAUAUGAUUUGAGCUCUACUGGCUCAGCUGGCCUGAGACGUUUGAUAAAGAAAUCUGAAAUGACAAAGGGUGCAAAGAUGUAAAGAAUUUGUCAGUCAGUUGGAUUUCACUUGAAUGAUACAUGAAAUGUCUCUGUGGACAAACUUUACUGUUGUUCCUUGUGAAAUUUAGAGGUUGGAAUACUCAUGUUCAGCCCUUACAUGCAUCCACACACUCUGGGUCCUUGUCAACACUCAUCCUAACACUGUACAAGAUGAAUUUUCUGUGAUUGUGUUAAAUGAAAGUACCCUCUCUUCACCAUAUCUGAUCGCAGCCAUUGGGCUUUGUGUGUGCUGAGCAAAGUGGUGUUCUUCCUGGAUUUUGGGUUGAAGUCAUGCAAAAUUAAAUUUGAAUUGCUGAUUUCUACCGAUUGCUGAUAACUAACAUUUUUUAUCGGCUCAAAAUCUCAAAGUGUGGCUGAUUUGUGGUGCAGUGUGUAAAUAAAUAAAAUCAUAAUGAAAACAAA
Messenger RNA from Plectropomus leopardus (leopard coralgrouper), 1377 nucleotides. It is a transcript of the gene coa6, whose product is annotated as cytochrome c oxidase assembly factor 6. The record is from RefSeq and is a predicted model, not a curated record. NCBI's taxonomy places the organism in Eukaryota, Metazoa, Chordata, Actinopteri, Perciformes, Serranidae. Gene Ontology annotation, cellular component: mitochondrion. Gene Ontology annotation, biological process: mitochondrial ATP synthesis coupled electron transport; respiratory chain complex IV assembly.